Messenger RNA from Cotesia glomerata, 1476 nucleotides. RefSeq lists its product as uncharacterized. Gene Ontology annotation, biological process: DNA integration. The transcript has 3 exons. The record is from RefSeq and is a predicted model, not a curated record. Gene Ontology annotation, molecular function: nucleic acid binding. The coding region runs from base 1 to 1476 and encodes 491 amino acids. NCBI's taxonomy places the organism in Eukaryota, Metazoa, Arthropoda, Insecta, Hymenoptera, Braconidae.
AUGGCAGUAGACCCAUCUGUUGAACAAUUACCUUCAACACUUACUACACAGACAGAAAAUAAAAUAACAGACAAACAAAUAGACAUUAACAAAGACGAUAGAAAAGAGAUAGUUCAAACAACAACAACUAAUGACCCAUCACCAUUACGCAGGUCAACUAAACAACGAAAACUCAAAACAUAUAUAAUGGUAACGCUAAAAGCACUCAAAAAUAAUAAUAAUAAUAACGGUAAUUCAAAUGCAAAUAAAAUUCAGAAAACAAGAAGAAAAUUAUCAACAAUAGCUGAAAAUAAUAUCGCUAAUAAUAACAUAAAUUCCAUAAUCCCACUGAAUUCCCAAAAAGAUUCAAAUUCACAAAAAACGAGCCAAACUCAAAAUCAAAUAAACUUCGAUCGUAUCGACGUACAAACAGAUCCCAAAAAUCCUAAUUCACCCACUGCAGAUACAGAAAAUCCCGAAAAAGAAAAUACAACGUUAAACGAAACUCAAAACAAUUCAAAUCAAACAGUAAACGCUUCUUACAUAGAUGAAUCUGACGAUGACAGACAAAAUAAUGAUAGUAAUAAUCAAAUAGAUUCACAACAAUUAGAUUCAAAUACAAAAAAGACUAAUAAUAUAAAUAAAGCAGUAGCAUUGGGUAGUGAAAUUAACAAUGAUCAACCCAAUGACGGGGAAAAUGAUCAACAUAGUGACGAUAAUAACGAUCAACAGAGUGACGAUAAUAACGCUCAACCUACUAACAACAAUAACGAUCCACCCGAUGACGAUAACGACGACUCACCCGAAGAUGAUAAUGAUUCGGAUGAUAAUUCAACGGAUUCAGAUUUUUCGAAUAUUUCAGACGAUUUUAGUAACGAAAACAUAUUAGAAACAAAAGAUAAUUUAGAAAUGCAGAAAAAUAGUUAUUUAUGUUUUAUAAAUGCGGACAGUACAGUACAUAGCGAUAUCGGUAAGAAACUUAUAGAAAUGGGAUAUUUAAAUAAAUUAAAGCCAAAUAAUACAUAUAAAUUAGGCGAUAUAAUUAAAAUGGGUACCUCUAGGAAAAAGGUAGAAGACUUCGUACGCAAAUGCAUAAGUUGUCAGAAAAAGAAAUUAGUAAGAAUAAAAACAAAACAGCCGAUGGUAAUUACAGAUACCUCAGCGCAAAUUUGGGAUAAAUUAGCAUUAGAUAUUGUAGUUCUGAAUAAAACGUCAGCAAAUAGUUAUUCUUAUAUUUUAACCAUGCAGGACGAUCUUUCAAAAUUUUGCUUCGCAAUACCAUUAGUAACAAUGACUGCUAAAGACAUUGCAGAAGCCUUAGUAGAACAUUUUAUCUGUAAAUUUGGAUGUCCAAAAGUUAUUUUAACUGAUCAAGGUCAAGCUUUUAUAGGAAAAGUUAUGACUUGCUUAGCAAAAACAUUUAAAAUUAAACAAAUAAAAUCACCGCAUUUAGACCACAAGCAAACGGUGGUUAAGAAAGAAGUCAUCAAGUUCUAA